Sclerotinia borealis F-4128 is the source of this 426-nucleotide messenger RNA. The record is from the annotation of a GenBank genome assembly. Lineage: Eukaryota; Fungi; Ascomycota; Leotiomycetes; Helotiales; Sclerotiniaceae.
AUGUCUUCAUCAACCAUCUCAAACACCCCCUUUACACCCAAAAACAAAACACCCACCCGCUCUCCCUCCACCUCCUCUACAAACUCAAGAUCCUCAAGCAUCUCACGACACAUCUACCAAUUCACGCCCAAAUCCCUCACCCUCACCCGUUCUCUCUCCGCAUCCUCAUCACAAACCUCACAUUCACAUUCACAUCUACACUCCCAACCCUCAUCACCAUUUCUCGAGCCCCCUUCUCAAUACGAGACUCGUCAUCCCAGCGAAUUGAUCUAUAGAAGAAUGCCCGAUAGUCCCAAACCCCAUUAUUUUUACGAGCGACCGGAUUUUUUCAUCCCCAAGAGAUUGGCGCCGAAAGCGCCGAGUUCCCCUAGGGCGAGGGUCUUUUUGAUUGAUGGGGUGGAUAGUGGAGAGGAAGAUGAUGAGUGA